Pseudovirgaria hyperparasitica is the source of this 1282-nucleotide messenger RNA. RefSeq lists its product as uncharacterized. The transcript is spliced from 2 exons. Gene Ontology annotation, biological process: mitochondrion organization. Gene Ontology annotation, cellular component: SAM complex. Bases 68 to 1282 code for a protein of 404 amino acids. The record is from RefSeq and is a predicted model, not a curated record. NCBI's taxonomy places the organism in Eukaryota, Fungi, Ascomycota, Dothideomycetes, Acrospermales, Acrospermaceae.
GCGUCCGUUGUCAAGACUCAGUCCGCAUCAAACAACACUCUCUUCAUCUCGUCCUAUACCGCCCACUAUGGCGACCUCCACAGACCCAGAAACCUCUACCGACAACACCUCCCGCGAUGCGUCCUCCACUUCCUCUACCUCCCUUCCGAAACACCAAUCAUCCGCCACCAGUCGCGCAAAACCACAACCACAUCCACAUCCACAACCACAAUCACAACCCCGUUCAACCUCCUUCUGGCGCAUCCCAGGCCCCCUCAAAACCCUCUUCGAAGCCGUGCCCCUCCACACAUAUCCCGCGAACCCACUGCCUCAGCGCGCCGCUCAAUCCCUUCUCCGGCGCAGACGACGCCUCUCCUCCUCCUCCUCCUCCUCGCCCAGCAGUACACCCGACGCAGCACCACCAUCAACACCUUCGCUCUGGCUCUGGAUCAACCCCGCUGCCACCGAUCGCCUCAGCUUCAAUCCUUCCUGUCUGCGAUGGCAGGCCUACCUCGCCUUUCUCCAGAUCCCCGUCGUUCUCGUGCCGUCAAAUAACCACGCCAGUCCGUCCGGCGCGCUGCCGUUUUUGAUAUCCAACACAGAUAGUAGCAGUAGUAGCGGUGGUGGUGGUGUCGUGCCGAGUAAUAAGCUGCGGCGAUGGGCGGAGGAGAAUAGCGCGGUGGCAGACGGCAACAAUAACAACGAGGACGAGGAUAAUGAUGAUCCUACGGCAGCAGCGCAAAAGAGAGAAGAUGAUGCGCGACACGAGGCGUACAUCUCCCUCGUCGAGACAUCCAUCCGCCGAGCCUGGCUCUACACCCUCCACCACACCCCACUCUUCACCUCCCUAACCCACCCCCUCUACAUCACCCCCGCAUCCCAAUCCAUCUUCAUCCGCACCGCGCUCUCCCACCAAUUACGCGCCGCCGCAACAGCCGAACUCCUUAAAUCAUCCACCACCACCACCACCUCUACAUCAUCUACAUCCACAACGGAAGGCGGCAUAAUCGACGCAGAAGAGAUCUACACCCGCGCAGACGAGGCGUUUGAGGCGCUAGAGCGUGGGCUGGGCGGUGAGGAGUGGUUUUCGGGCAAGGCGCGGCCUGGCUGGUUGGAUGCGGUUGUGUUUGGGUAUACGGGGUUGGUGCUGAGGGGGGAUGGUGGUGGUGGGGAUGAUGAGGGGAGAGGGGAUGGGGAAGGGGAUGGGUGGAGGAUGUUAAGGGAGAGUAGGCUGGGGCAGAUGGUUGAGCGGAGAGACGGGUUGAGGAGGCAUCGGGAGAGGAUUGUGCGGGGGUAUUUCUGA